Messenger RNA from Quercus robur (English oak), 489 nucleotides. RefSeq lists its product as uncharacterized. The transcript has a single exon. Lineage: Eukaryota; Viridiplantae; Streptophyta; Magnoliopsida; Fagales; Fagaceae. The record is from RefSeq and is a predicted model, not a curated record. Bases 1 to 489 code for a protein of 162 amino acids.
AUGGAUCUCGAUGCAAUGACUACACUGUUAGGAGAUGCUAUCUUUAAUAUAGAAGAGGAAGAAUACUGGGAGGCUUGCCAACAUGCAUUGAAGAACCCAUAUGAGGCAAGAACGAAUGAUGAAAAUAAUGAAAGGGGAGAAGCCCCAAGUGAUGACGAUGAAGGUACCAGCAGUGAAGAUGAUAAUAGUGGUGACAGCAAUAGUGACGAUAGUGAAGACAGUGAUGGUGGAGACAAUAGCAGUGAUGACAGUGAUAGUGAAGGAAGUAAUAGUGAAGACUAUGAUAGCCGUGAUAGUGGUAAUGAUAAGGGUGAACCCCCUAGUGAUAGAAAGGAUGAAGAUGCGAGUGCCUUUUAUGAAGAAAAUUUUGAUGAUGAUGUGGACUAUUAUAAUGAAGACAUAAAGGAUAAUGCAGAAGCUAAGGAUGGAGAUAUAGAGGAUGAUACAAAAGCUGAGGGUGAAGACAAUGAUGAAUACCCCUAUGGGUGA